AUUCAAAUCAUGGCUGCUUUAUAGACUAUUAUUAAUGUUUAAAGCUAUUAAGUUAAUGUUAAUGAAUAAUACUGGUAUUUAUCUAUUGCUUGAACCGUUAGUAAGCAUUUAGUUGCAAUCAAACGCAUGCGGGACUGGUGUUUUGGUUUUGGAGUGUUUCUAAAUCUAAAUAAAUUUGAAUAACUUAAAUAAAUAGCAAAAAUGACUAUUGAUAGUCAAAAUAAUUGGAUAUUCACAUGGUUUAUAAUAACAUCUACAUUAAUUUCCAUCUCAUAUUCAGCAGAAGAGUCUAAAACGGAAAAACCCCUGACACUGGAAAAAAAGGACGAAAUUACACCUGAUGUUAACUCAAGAUUUUUUGAUCUUAGUGGACUUUUUAACCAACUAAAUCCCAACUUUAAUCAAAGACCCGGCGGGAAUACGGGGCCUAAUUUACAGUCACCUUACCAGUUUUACCCUAGUGGUGCUCAGAAUGGCGGAUUUCAACAGAAUCCUAAUCAAGGAAACUUUAACCCUAUGCAAAACCAAGGUUUUAACCCUCAGUUACCUAAUAACCCUAAUCAAUGGCAAGGAUCAGAGUACCCUAAUCAAGGAAGUUUCCAGAACCCUCAAUUAAAUGGAAAUAAUCCAAAUCAGCAAAUGGGUAAUACGAGACCGGAUAUGAAUAAUAAGGGGCCAAGUCAAUUUCCAAGUCAAGUACAAGGAAAUAUUCUACCACCAGUAUCUGCCGGUCUCCAUACUCAAGUUCAACCAAACCAGUGGGAUCAGCAACAAUAUUUGAACCAACAGCGUCCAAUACAAGAUCCGGAUUAUGAACAAAAUCAAUAUCCUAAUCAGAUGUAUCAACGCCCUUUUAAUAACCCUGGGUUCAAUAACUUUCCGAAUGGAAAUGAACAGAAUAAUGGGUAUCAAAAUAUUCCGGGACAACAAAGGCCUAAUUUUAAUCAGCAAGCGUCUCAAUAUCCUAAUGGGGGUCAGGGCUUUCAGAAUCCUUCACAGGCUGGCUUGAAUCAGGGUCAACAACAGGGACUUAUUUUUAAUCAACAAAGACCUAAUCAGUACCCAAAUUCAGGUAAUUUAAACAGUGGUGGAACAUUAGACGAUAUAGAACCUCAAUACAAUGGAUCUCAGAAUGCGAUUUUGGGUAGACCCGUACAAAUACCGUCUAGUACAUUCUCACCGGAUCAAAUAUAUUUCGAAGACAGUACUGAAAGCCCGUCGCAGAGGCAAUGUGUGCAGGACUGUCCGGCCACACCUGAAUACCAACCAGGGUCUAUGUUUUGAGGGACGGAGUAUGCACACCACGACCGAUGUGAUUACAUGCUGUAAAGGUAUUUGCAGCUACAUACUAGAAA
This is a messenger RNA of Achroia grisella, 1355 nucleotides long. RefSeq names its product mediator of RNA polymerase II transcription subunit 12-like. The transcript has 5 exons. NCBI's taxonomy places the organism in Eukaryota, Metazoa, Arthropoda, Insecta, Lepidoptera, Pyralidae. The record is from RefSeq and is a predicted model, not a curated record. Bases 202 to 1284 code for a protein of 360 amino acids.